Molecule: messenger RNA, 1832 nt
Organism: Stylophora pistillata
Lineage: Eukaryota; Metazoa; Cnidaria; Anthozoa; Scleractinia; Pocilloporidae
Product: retinoic acid receptor RXR-alpha-B
Biological process (GO): regulation of transcription by RNA polymerase II; cellular response to corticotropin-releasing hormone stimulus
Cellular component (GO): nucleus; transcription regulator complex
Molecular function (GO): RNA polymerase II cis-regulatory region sequence-specific DNA binding; DNA-binding transcription factor activity, RNA polymerase II-specific; nuclear glucocorticoid receptor binding
Source: RefSeq, a predicted model, not a curated record
UCUCCCCCAGGAAAUGAGUUGUUGACGCUUUGUUUGAAUGCGCGAAUAAUUUAUAACACUUUAAGAGGAAGGAGUUGAUCGGGGUUGACUGUGUCUUUGUGAACGACUUAACUGAAUUACCACCAUUUUUCCGCUCGACGCUAGUAAGUCACUCGACCAUCUUGCACCGUUCACUUUUUGUUGGCUUUUCUUAAACGAUUACUCUGUUUAAGACAUUUGGUUAUGAACUAGACUCUCAACCCGACGGGAAAAACUUCGCUGCGGUUACGCCAUAAACUGACUGAAUCGUUUUCGGUAGAGUUCAGAGGAUAGUGAAAGAUGGAGAAGCCCUACGCAAGUAACCGGGUCUGUGCCAUUUGCGGAGAUCGUUCAUCAGGAUUUCACUAUGGUGUACAGAGCUGUGAAGGCUGCAAGAGUUUCUUCAAGCGAACCGUCCAAAAACAGCUUCACUACACAUGCGUAGAGAACAUGUCAUGCCAGAUAGACAAGAAUAACCGGAUUCGGUGCCAGUUUUGUAGGUUCCAGAAGUGUUUGUCCUUGGGCAUGCUAAAAGAAGCUGUCCGAGAGGACCGAGCACCCGGUGGCAGACCACGGAUCAAGUCCCUGAUCGGAAUGAAGGAGAAUGCGGACACAUUCGUUUCGUCUGAAUUAGUCACACAACUGAUCCAAGCCCGCCCUGACGCUGCUCCUAAAAGAAGACCGGAUUAUCUGGAGCUCGGUUUUACGGAAAUCUGCCCUUUGAACCCUGUCGAAGUAGUGAUGGAGCUGGUACUACAAGAAGUGGACUUAAUAUUGGCCUGGGCCUUCAAAGUUCCCGGAUUUAGAGAGCUUAACAGAGAUGAUCAAGCUAGCCUCGUUUCCACAGCUUUAUUAGAACUGUUAGUCCUCCGUGUUUGCCAGCGUUCCAGUGCACAUCAGGGCUCAGUACUGUUAGCGAAAGAUGUGCUUCUUACUCCUGAACACUCCUUCAAUCUGGUCCUGGAGCAAUGGUCUUCGCAGCUGGCUUGUUUCGCUUACAAGUUACAAAGCUUGCAACUCGACAUGGCAGAGUUUGCCUGCGUAAAUGCUAUUAUGCUUUUUGAGCAAGAGACGAGUUCAGGACUAAAAAACCGGGAGAUGGUGGACUUCAUUCUCAAUCGUUCCCUUGAUGCUUUGCGAGACUACAUCAAGUGUUCAUAUCCCGACAAGCCAAGCCGCUUUGCUCACAUUCUGCUCCGACUUCCAACACUGCGUAGCGUGUGUUCUAGAAUGGCGAAUGAGUGUCUGUUUGCGCAGUCAUUUCUCAACAUGGCGGUCCCUCAGGUGUUGUCGUUUAUUCUAGAGAUGAAGACUUAGCUGAGUACGUCAUGAAACAACAGAUUUGUUGGCACCUUUUUGUUAUUAUUCCCCUGAUGCAGCACAAUUGAUUUGUAUUGUCGUGAAAAGAGGCAAGAAUGUUAAAAAAAGGUCUCCUAUGCGGUGUACUUGUGUUUAUUGCAGCCAGUAGCGUGAAAACAGUUCACAACUUUUGUCGGUUAAAAAUUUCAAAAGAUAAAAAGACCCAAAGUAAUAUUGAAAUGAAAAGAUACAUUAUUAGAAAUCAAUGAAUGGCAAAUGUUUUGAUUAUUGCAUCAAAUGCAUAAAUCAUUAUUGACAGGGGCUAUAGGUAAGAAACCCAAGGACCAGUGCAAAGAUGAGCAUUAAACACUGAGGAGAUAUUAAGGUGAUACUAAAUAGACUGUUGUAUACUUACCUGUCAUUCUCAUAUGUAACAUAUGUAUCGAUGCUUAAUCAACAAAUCGAUUUAAGCCAACUGUUAAACUAAGAAUAAAACCGGAAAAACCAGUGGACUA